AAGAAGAUAGAAAUAAAGAGGCAAUCAAACUGAGGAAUAAAAGCACACAUGCAUGAGCAGGCACACACACACUCAAACACAAGCACAUUCAUUAAUACAUACAUGCACACACACACAUUGCAUAAUGUUUACAAGUUUUCCCCGUCACAUCUAUAAAACUAACUCACAUGAAUAGAAGCCAUUUUAUGGCAGCCGCUUACAAGGAACUGCCCUGAACAAGUGUACUGAAAUCCAAAGAAAUAUUCCAGUCAGGAAUUGAAGCCCAGACGUUUUACUCUGAUCUGCUUUUACUUAGCUUGACAUGUCUUCUCAAGCGAAAAAAGACAGACAAAAUACCAAAAAAAAACAUUUUUUCAGGUGUGCUAAUGAUUCUGACAGCUUGCCACCUAAUAUGAAUUUUAAAUUAAAGGAAGAGGAAGACAGCUUCAAGAUAUCAUCACUCAAAAUGAAAACAGCUUUAACAUAUUAUCAUAAGCAUAAAGAUGAAAUUGAAACCUUGACAGAUGAAGUUUCAGAUGAAGUUUCAGAUGAAGAUUCACAAAAAUUGCAGAAGCAAUAUUCCCAUGACUUAAGAAACAAUAGACAUAAAAAAGGUGACCAGAAAAAGCAGGAAAUAGUUAAAGUACCAAGUAUUUUGCCCAAAGCUGGAUACAAGCUAACAAUCGAUGAAUGUGCAAACAAUAUGAAAAUGUUGGAAAACAAAAAGGAUCAAUUUUGCAGUUACUUAGAAAGUGAAGGAUUAAAUAAAGAACUUUUCAUACAAGAUCUUAUUCACACAAUAAACAGAUUGUUUAAAACCAAUUCUGAUGAUUAUAUUGUUCAGAAAGAAGUUGCCUCUUUUCUUGAACAAUGUUUUGACUUAUACACAAACAGCAACUCUUUCUCACACAAGACCAUUGUCAUGCAAAAGCCGUUGAAAAAGUUUCGGCCACUCUCACCGGAUGUGCCCAGAACAUUAAAUUUCAGUGCUUCAGAUAAAGAUUCUCCAAACACAAUUUCAAAUAUUGUCACAAUCGAGGGCGGAAUAGUGACAUAUUCACUACAUUUGAUGACUUUAUCUUGUUCCACAACAGAUGGUGACUGCAAUGUAGUUCAUAGUCCUUCUCCAGUCACUGACCUUACCAGAGUUGAUAAACAAACUGUUAUGGCAACGAUCCCAUUCAGGAAAAAAAUUAUCAUUAUUAAUCCUUCUAGUUGUCAAAUGAAAACUUUUCAUUGUGGCUUUAACAAAAUUUUUUAUGUGAAGAAUUGUACCUUUUUAGGUAUCAAAUUGUUUAGUAAAACAAUAUAUCUCGUAGACUGGGUUCAUAAUACAGUUGAAAGCAUAUUCAGUCUGAAAGACGACCCUACAAAUAUCGCCGUAGGAACAAAUGAUAGUAUGUUAAUAACAUUUGCCAACAUAAAUAGAAUUGCUUGUUAUAAUUUUGAAGGUCAACAGUUAUUUCAGUUAUAUAGCCAUUCUCUCACUGCUCCAACUGACCUCACUGUUUACGACAACUAUUUUUAUGUUCUCCAAGGAAAUAUCAUUUAUAAGAUUUCAUCUACAGGUAGUGUAUCACAGAGAGAAAUUGGGAUAAAAGCUCGAUAUUUUUCUGUAAGCACCAAAAAUAUUUUCUUUUCUGAUUAUUUCGGUGUUGGACAUGUUGUUGGGAGAAAUGAAGACUUUUGGCCAAGGUUAACUUGCUCACAGCAGAAACAAGCCCCUGUUUUGAACAAUCAAAUUUACAUUGAUGACCCCUACCAUAUUAAAAAGAUUCUACCUAUGACAAGCUCUUCUGUGUUAGUUACUUAUUGGAAUCUAAAAGCUAUAUUAUUUGCUGAUAAUGGAACAAAAAUUUGGAGAAAAUCAUUAACUUUCCAGUUCCAACCUACUGACUUUUGUAGAUUGGACUCAAGCUCAUUUCUUGUUCUGUUUAAAGAAAACAGGAAAAUUCAAUAUAUUACAUGCCCUGCUGAUUGUCCAGUACUAAACCAAGGCCCCAUGAUAGACGUCCAUGCUCAUUACAUUCAAAUGUGUCAUAUAGUAUCCAAUAAGUUUUUGGCUCUAACCACUGAGGAAAACAAAGAGGUACAUAUUCUGUUGGUUAAGGAGAAUGAAGUUGUUAUUGAAAACAAAAUUUCAUUAGAACAUUAUGAUGUCAGCAUUGCUGCAACUCCAAUCAAUUUUGUUGUUGUAAUCAAGAAGGAACAUAAACUGGUAUUUUAUUCAAUUCACUGCAAAAAGCUUUUCGAAAGGCAUCUUGAUUUCAAUGGCUAUCCUCAUCAUAUCUUCACCAAUAAAAUUUACUUCUAUGUUUUCUACAGUAGAGAGUCAAUUGUCAUAUGUUAUGAUAUAUAUGGAGAAGUUAAAUGGUGGCUGCAACUUCCUUCAGCUACUGUCUCUACUAUUGGAGUUGUCAAAGGAACUAUUUGUGCAGUGGACUCUAACCUCCACAAGAUCCUUUUUUACAAUUAUCGUGAAUGGUCAAAUUGUUGUCUACACUCAAGAAGUCCUUAUAUCAGAAAUCUAAAUAUACGAUACAGUGCUGUUGAUGAAAAUGAGAAAAUUCUCAUCUCUCAAAUAUAUCAUCUGCCGAACAGACAGGUGGUUGUGUCUGAUAUAAAUAGUGAGUGUUUGUUAUAUAUUUCUAAAAGAGGACAGGUUGUGCAUACAUUCUCUCUGCCAUCCUUAGCUACAGAUAUAUGCCGAUGGGAUAGUAGCCAAAUGGGAGUGACAUUACCACUUGAGAAAGAAUUAUGGAUUAUUGGAAAUUUAUCAAAACGAGUUAGAAUUAUAUCAUUAAGCCAUUCCUAUGUAAAGGCCUGUAAACUUAGUGAAGGUCGAAUUGUUUGCUUUUGUGAUAAACCAUAUCAUUUAGACAUUGUAUCAGUUCAAAAACACAACCAAAGUGAAAUAAUUUCUACAGUCAAUAUUCCCUUUUUGAUAAAAUCAUUAACAAUAGAAAAUGAAUCACUGAAUCUAUUAAUUGUUGCUAAGAAGAAUAUAUUUGUGUACAAUACUUCAUCAAAAAUGGGAUCCAGUCCCUUACACUCCUGUUUCAAAGCUCAACAUUCUCUGUAUGGUGGAUGUAUUGAUAAAAAAUUUAUUUAUCUGAUCGAUGAAAGCCGUAUGUUUGCUAUAAAUGACCAUGAUUUAGUGGUGAAAGAUUACGUUACAAAUAAUCAGCUGAAUAUGUCCCUUGACUUAUUAGAUGUUUUCUCCAGAAAGAUUUGUGUCAGUGAAAUGCUGACUUCUGCAUUGUAUAUCGAGGAUCUGACAGUUUCCGAUAAAGCACAAGAAUUUUUGAUACCUCUUUGUUUGGGAGACAAAAAGCCAGUGGCUGCUGAAUGUUCAGUUAUUACUGAAAAUAACUUAAUUGCUGUAUACGACAGAAAUAAUAAUAGCAUUAAAUUAGUAACUUUUGAUGGUCAACUUCUUGACUCAAUCCAUCUGGACGUUCUCCUUCAUCAUAUGUGUCGCUGGAAGUCAAACACACUGGUUAUUACAACUGAUACAAACCAACUUUUAACAUUAAAGACAGAUUUUCCAUUGUCCUUUUCAACUUACCAAACAGAAAAAUGUUAUAAUUGUAUUGCUUCUUUGUCAGACAAUCUAUUUGUUUGUGACCAUGGUAUUGAGAGAUUUGAGAAAUAUACUCUGUCUGUGAUCCAUAUCAAUGAAAGACAGUCAGCCAUUCAAAUAGAGAAAGAAAUAGACUUAACUGGGAUCAAAUCCUCCAGUGACUUCUCACAUAUUACAGUUAUUGCUAAUGAUAUCAUUGUUGUCUGUGGUGAUGCAUUUACCUAUUUUCUAAACUCUGAUGGAGAACGUUUACAUUCAUUUAAUCACCUUUUUCCAUACAACUGUAUGACAAAUGAUGGUAUUUAUGUGUACAUUCCUAUGUGGAAUGCCACCAGUUCACAUACACAUGUUGUCUGUUUGUCGCAAACUGGUGAAUACAAGAAAAUAUUUUUGAAUAAAAAACGUUCUGAAUGCAAAUUCUAUUUCAACAAUAUUAACUGUAAUGGUCCAAGGUUUGCUGGAAAUAAUGAAACAUCUUUAUAUGUUGAAGGCUUGUUCAAACUUAAUCGAGAAAAAUUCCAUGUUUGCCGACUACAGACUGACCUCUAUUCUGUUCAGGUAAAAGAUAUAGACAUUUCUGUUGAUGGUAAGACAGUUGUGAUUGAAAAAGCCAAUCCUGGUAAUGUUAAAAUGUUUCAGAGAAAUGGGAGACUGUUAUGCCACACAAAUCUUGGAACAACACUUGGUGGUGUGUGUUUCUCAGAAAAAUAUAUCAUGGUCACAGCCCCUGACAGAGAAGAAAUAUUUCAACUGAAUCGAGAUUUGACAAUGCAUAAAAUUUGGCAAAGUCUUGUACCUUACGGUGUAAUAUGGAGGAAAGUGAAAAACAUCUACUGGUGUGCACAUAUUAACUUGACUGAAUAUCAUGCAAUACAGAUAGACAACAACAAACUGAAUGUUCUGGAAAGUGUGUCAUUAUUGAAGUUUGGUUCUAUUCUUCAUUUCCCUUCCAGUAAAGUUCAAGCAGAUAAUAAAAAAUUCAGUCAUGAACAAAGUAAGGAAUUGGAAAACAGUGAAUCAGGAGGCACAUCAGAGGAUAUAAUUUACAAAGGUAGACUAAAGGUGAGAUGUGGCAAUUACAUCGCAUAUAGUAUGUCAGGAAGUGAUCAAGUAGCAGUCAGGAGUCUGCCUCAUAGAACAACAAUGUUUCCUCUUCCCUUAACUACAUUUGGAGAAGAGGAAUAUAGAAUGUACAGAUAUAUUAAGCCAGUUGUAUUACAAAACAAUGCCGUUGUGUUCUUAUUUAAAAAUACUCUUACAAUGACCACAACAGAAGGUCACGUAAUUCAGCAGAGAAAAAUAAAUAAAGUCCCACAGGACAUAUGUUGUUGGACAGCAGAAUGUUUUGUAGUUGUCUUUCAUGAGGAGAAACAACUAAUGUUCUUCAAAGAAGAUCUGUCUCUUUUAAAAACAAUCGACACUAAGAGAAACUACAACAUGAUUUAUAAAAAGAAUGAAAAUCAACUGGUGUGUGCGUGUGAUGUUAAAUCAUGUAGAAUUAAUUCAUAUGUAGACGUGCUUAACAUCAAUGAUGAAACAUGUGAUUACAGUCAGAAAAUUAUUAUUGAAGACAAAGCUAUCUCAGCAAUUGGUGUCACAUCAAGUGAAGACAUUAUUGUUAUCAAAGACAAGAAAGUUCAAUGUGUUGUUUGUUGGUACAGAGGAGGAGGAGAUUUAGUUAGGAGUUUAACACUACCAUUACUAAAACUACCAUUUCAAGGCAUUUCUGAACGGCCACUGACCAUACAUGGUGAAAAUGUUUUCAUAGCUGAUUUAAAUAAAGAUAUUUAUCAAGUUUCUUUAUACAGUAAGUGCCAAACUUUACUCAGUUCUGAUGAUAUUGAAGUUCGUUAUGUCAUGGCCUUAUUUGCUUCAAACAAUUCUCUUGUAGUUAUUGGAGCUCUUGGAGAUAAUACUUGCUGUUUCUUUAAUUAUGAGAGAUAAGUUCUGCAGCUGGGCUGAAAAAGCUAAGAAUGUGAGCAUCUAAUCAAAAAGUCAUUACAUUUAUCUAUGAAAUUGGAAUUACAUUUAAGAAUUUCAAGAGUUUCUUCUCAGCACAAACAUAUAUCAUAUGAAGUGUAUUUUGGGAAAUCACCAUAACUUUUCUACUACUAAUCACUCCGAUUUAUUUAUACAAGAGCCCUGAUAAAGAUUCUGAUACCAUUCUCCUUCUAGUUUCAAUACCAAUAGACACAGACUGAUAUAGAAUGAAAACUGAAAUAUGUUAGUCCAGUCACUAAUGGACUUAUGUUUAAUUCUUUGAUAAUUAAAAUAAGACUCAGUCAUUUCUCAAUCCCUAACAAAAUUUUUUACAGAAUGCAUACAAAUACAUGAGAAAUACUGAGAAAAUGUUGAAAAUGUGUAGAAUUCUUAUAUAAAUAUCAUUCAACAACGGUAAUAGUUGAAUAAUAUUCUUAACUUAGCUUUUUUGUCGCAGUCUCACUAGUUAUUCCAAGCAGUCUCACUAAUUUAGUUUUAAUCAAAAUCAAAUUUUAUUUUUUGAAUUAUGCUUGACUAGUGAUAAGCUACAUUAGACAUAAAAUAUUUAAAAACUGGUGCAGUAGAACAAAUGUUAAGAGAAAAAUGUAUAGACCAAAUUGGCUAACUGACGGGAAGUAAUGCCCAGCAUUUAUUUAUUUAUUUAUUCUAUUUACUUAGGUUUCAUUGCUCUUUUAAAAUUACGAUUUAAGCAUUGUUGUCUCUUAAAUAUUUAGAAUCUACGAUUAUGAAGUCUCUCUCCUGGCUGUGGUACUUAUCCAUUUUCUUUGACUUUAUUCAAAAAAUUUUCUAUCGCUCCUUUCAAAAUUACGAUUUAAGCGUUGAUGUCUCUGCAAUUUAUGUUUAAACAGCCUUCUUUGAUUCUGUUUCAAAAGCCCAAAGAAUAAAUCCAUCAUGAUGUGCUGUUUGACUGGUCCCCCCCUCUCUCUCUCUAUAUAUAUAUAUAUAUGCCUUUCUCUCGCCAUGCCUCUGUCUAUCUCAAUCUCUCUAAAUCAGUCUCUCUCUCUCUCUCUACUCCCCUCUAUCGUAGUUUCCUUAAGGAUUCAGGUUCCGGGUAUAUAAAUAAGAAAUCCCUUCUAAAUUGUCUCAAUCUACUCUCCGCUGACAUAACUACAACGAAGUCUCCAAGAUUAUGUUGCAGAUAAGAUAGAUCUUUAUUUUACUCUACAGCCUCAAAAUUUUUCUCAAACUUUGCGUUUCCCCACUCCCGUCUGUUCUCCAUCAUUUAUCUGCUUCUCUCCAUGAAAUUCAAUUGAACUCAGUUUUUGUCUUAAAUUCAUACUUAUUCAUUUUCCUUACUUUAUUCAAAAUCUUAUCGCUCCUUCCCUUAAAAUUACGAUCUAAGCUUAGCCAUCUUUCCUUGUACAACGGCUUCCUAAAUUCAUGCUAUUUAUUUAUUUAUUUAUUCUAUUUACUUAGGUUUCAUUGCUCUUUUAAAAUUACGAUUUAAGCAUUGUUGUCUCUCAAAUAUUUAGAAUCUACGAUUAUGAAGUCUCUCUCCUGGCUGUGGUACACCCGCCCUCUCACCCCCUCCACCGGAAGUUCAUUCCUGUCAUCCUCGGCUGUCUCCUGGAACCCAUCUAGUGGCCUCACACCAUCCCCUCCCCUACCUUUGGGUAGCGCAUAAAGUUUGUGUAAUGUUUGCAGGUUGUAGGUACUGUUUUGCUUAUGAAUUCUGCCAAUUGCAAGCUUUCUUUUCAGGUACACGACACUGCUUUUCCCCUUCCCAGGCUACAGGCCCACACCCCCAACACCCAUACUGUUAGGAUUGGCACUCUCAAUGUCGGCAUGCUGAAAGGUAGAUCUGGUGAAAUUGUUGAGAUGCUUGAACGGAGACGCGUGGAUAUGUGCUGCAUCCAGGAAGUAAGACGGAGAG
This is a messenger RNA of Octopus bimaculoides (California two-spot octopus), 7436 nucleotides long. RefSeq lists its product as uncharacterized. NCBI's taxonomy places the organism in Eukaryota, Metazoa, Mollusca, Cephalopoda, Octopoda, Octopodidae. The record is from RefSeq and is a predicted model, not a curated record.